Molecule: messenger RNA, 4128 nt
Organism: Mugil cephalus (flathead mullet)
Lineage: Eukaryota; Metazoa; Chordata; Actinopteri; Mugiliformes; Mugilidae
Gene: mnta
Product: MAX network transcriptional repressor a
Exons: 6
Coding region: 229-2091 (620 amino acids)
Biological process (GO): regulation of transcription by RNA polymerase II
Molecular function (GO): protein dimerization activity; RNA polymerase II cis-regulatory region sequence-specific DNA binding; DNA-binding transcription factor activity, RNA polymerase II-specific
Source: RefSeq, a predicted model, not a curated record
GGUUACAAACGGUGCGUGAUUCACAAACCUUAUUUGUUCGUACUACUUUGAGCGCCAUCUUGUUUGUAACUCUUCUACGUAAGUGGUAGUUUCUUCCGAGGGGGUAUCCGAUUACCCUUUUUUCCAGCUUUAGACUGGGGACCUCUCCCUGUAGUACACGGGCGCUCAUCGCAUUCGCUUCGCCGCUUUUCUCUUCAGAUCUAAGCCAGUGUCUCCACCUGGACAGAAAUGAGCAUCGAAACGCUCCUGGAAGCAGCCAAGUUUUUGGAAUUGCAAGCCCAGCAACAACAGAAAGCACGUGAGGAUGAACUAAAGGAAAAGCUGCGUCUGCAGCAGCUGACAGAGCUGAGGCACUCGGACGUUAACUGUAACUCAACAACACACAUCAACAAUGUUUCUAAAGCAGAGGAGCUCCACAGCGAGUGCCGCCCUGCACCCAUACCGCCGUCUCUGCCUCCUCCCUCCAUGCCCAUCACGGUCAUCCCCAUCCCAGUGGUCACUCCCAACCACACGGGCUCACCCACCCUGCCUGUCGCCACGCUCUCUCCCCCGGCUGCUCCUCCGCUGGCCUCCCCUAAGAGAGACCCCCACUCCCCGCAGGAGCAGAGCGCCGCGGCUCUGCUGUGCUCUCCACAACCCAAACCUGACCACUCGAACGUGGUGACCACCAACCACAAGCCACUGAUCCAGAACCACCACCACCCGCAGCUCAUCACCCCAACUAACAACGCUAAACUGCAACAGCAGGCACACCAGCAGCUGCUCCAGCGCUAUCCCGGCUCCAUCGUCUCGUCCCAGCAGCAGCACGCCUUGCUCCCCCAUGCGGCCCACGUACUUCAGCAGGCUCCCCUACAGAACGGCCCCAUCAGCCGGGGGAGUCCGCCUGAUGACGGCCGCCUAGACGGCAAGAAGAGACCUGGAGGGACGGGCACAAGAGAAGUGCACAACAAGCUGGAGAAAAACAGACGAGCACAUUUGAAGGAGUGCUUUGAAACUCUGAAGAAGAACAUCCCGAACAUCGAUGAGAAGAAAACCUCCAACCUGAGUGUGCUGAGAAGUGCGCUGAGAUACAUUCAGACGUUAAAGCGUAAAGAGAAGGAGUACGAGCACGACAUGGAGCGACUGGCCAGAGAGAAGAUCGCGACCCAGCAGCGACUAGCGGAGCUGAAGAACGACCUGAGCCAGUGGAUGGACGUGAUAGAGAUUGACCGUGUCCUCAGACAGACGGUGCAGCCUGAGGAGGACCAGGCCUCAACCUCCACCGCCUCAGAAUGUGAAGACAUCAUGGACGACGAUCUAGAUGAAGAGGCCGCGCCGAGAGAGCCGUCGGCCUCGCCCACCGUGCCUCCGACCAUGAAACCCGAGCUGCACAAGACUGCAACACCCGCUCAGACCCCAGCUCUGACGCCCGCCACCACCACCACUACCUCCUUCAUCACCCAGCACAUCUCCAUCCAGCACAAAGCCCCUCUGCAGCAGCCCCAGGUCCAGCUGCUGCCCCCGGUGACUCCUCCGCAGCCGCUGUCCAAGCCCGCGGCCCCGCCCGCGCUCGCAGCCACUACAUCCAGCACUCCCGUCACCCCGAGCCAGCCCCUGAUCCCCGCCCAGGCGCAGAUGGUGACCACGCCCAGUCUGCACCCCACGGUCAUCGCCCACGCUUCGGUGUCCCACCCCUCAGUCAUUCAGGCAGUCAACCACGUCAUCCAGGGAGGGGGUCCCAAACACAUCGCCCACCUGGCGCCCUCCACCACUAGCUCGGUGCAGUUAGCCACGGGCCACCAGCACAUCAGCCACAUCACCGUGCACCCGGUGGCUCACCUGAGCCAGCACAUACCCACCCUCUACUCUCAACCGGUGGCCGUCACACAGCCAGCUGUGGUCGGUCACAUCACUCACACGUUGAACCACGCCCACCCCCACAUCAACGGCGCCGCGUCGGCCCAGCCAGCUGCCACCAUAGUUGGUAAGCAGACAGCAGUGAGCACCCAAAUGAUGGCGCACCACCCACAGUUGGUGGGUCAGACGGUGCUUAACCCUGUGACCAUGGUGACCAUGCCCUCUUUCCCCAUCAGCACUCUGAAGCUGAGCUGAAAACACCACGUGGCAGGACCACCAGGCUGAAAGCAGACACCCCGACAUAGAGGGGAACCCACAGGCCAGCGACAAGCCCCCCCACUAGGGCAGGAGAGCUGCCGGAGACCUCGAGAUCUGCAGAACUUAAUAUCAUUCACAAGCAUUACAGCGGACACAAACCUGGGAACAAUCCUCAGACCAACUGCAAACCUCCUACAGUACUAGUCUAGCACAGGUCCUGGUAGGACACACCGGGGCUACGUGUGGUUGAGGGUCGACACGCUGAGUGCGUGUAAUAAUAAUACACAGUGGGCUGGAGUGCAGCUCUGGGCCCUCGCUGGUUAUCUGUUGCUGCAUAUGAUGGAGCAGUAGUUAUUUUCAUGUUGCGCUGCCAGAACAAAGUCCAGACAGUGUGGGGUCAGGAGCUGGAGCCAUGACCAGCACAUUGAGAAUGUGAUUCAGAGGAGCUCCUCCUCCUCCUCCUCCUCCUCCUCCUCCUCAGCAGCCACAUGCUGCAGGACUGGAGCUAAAACAUGCACUGAACUCCAGCUCCUGCACUGGAGCCGCUGUCCUCGGUGAAGGUGCACACGACAAUGGCGCCCCCUGCUGGCUGUUUGCGUUUAGUGGAAAUCUACACCGUGUUGAGGGGGGGCAAGGAGGGGGGGUAAUCUUCCAGGGAAGUGUCAUGCUGCAGGACAUCAGUCACACAAUGACCACUGAGCAGAAGAAUGUGCAGUCUUGUUUGAGUGUGGGUUUUAGCGCGGGACUUACAAUCAUAUUGUUAACUCUCUCUAGUAGUUUUCCUUCAAACAUACUGGCAAUCAUACACUGAGCACAAGUAGAAGUUUUGGGAUAAUGUUAUAUCAGUAUGUAUAAAUAAUAUAAAUAAUUUAGUGGCAGUUUCUGUUCCCCCAUAAUGUCAACACAGGCAGAGGCAAGUUUACAUGCAUCAGCUUGAGUCAGGGACGUGAAGGCAGGAGAUAUUGAAUGUGAAUACACGAAAAGGUCCACGACGUAUAGUAAAGUGUGUUUCUGUGCUGUCUCGCAGGGCGAGUGGUAGUAGGAUGCGUGUUUGCCUGCUGCGACCGCUCGCCAGCCAUCAUGACUGUUGAUUUAGCGAUUACUACGGCGCUCGUGAACUUCAACAAAUUACUGAAUGCGUAAGAUGUUUGGCAGAGAUUUUAAGUUCUUUCUUUCAUAACGGGGGGAACGGUACAAAGUGACUUCAACAGCCGACAUGAAUCCAGUUAAUGUGUUUAUUCAAGACUUUCCUUUUUUCCAAUGCUAGCACUGUGAAAACUUCUGCUCCUCUCAAUAAACAAUCGACCUGCAGUUUAACAUAGCACUUAGCAGAACAGCAAUAUACUGUGCUCUUCUAAUUUAACCUGAAUGUACUGAUAUGUGAACAGAAGCAGAGUAGCGCAUUCAUCUGAAGUCGAACCCUUUUUCAAAAUUGCGAUUACUUUAUUAAAGUAUCAAAUGUACAUAAAAUGUAAACUGAUUUUGUAUUUUAAGAUUUACUGAUGCUUGUUUCAUUUGUAGAAUAACUUUUGUUUUAUGUAAAUUUUAUAAUAUAGCUUCUUUUCUGUUUAUUUCUUGGGACCAUGUACAGUGGGGGGGGGGUUACGACUACACAGACCUCUUCCCAUAUUCAUAUCACGUUCGGCCACUUUGGAAAGUAUUCGGUCCUUAUCUGCUUUGUAUUUUGAUUUGAUGCAAUAUGAUUACAGCAGGAUUUUAUUAAAAUAAAGAACUAAUUUAGUGCAAAGAUAAAUCAAGCUUCACAUUUUACGACAAUUUCCUUUUGAAAUCAUAUUGCAGCAAAACAAAAUGUGUAAGAGUUAAUGGGGAUCCAGAUACUUGAAGGAGCAACAAUAUACUUGUGUGUUUUCCCUAUGGAGAAAGUUCAAGUUGUGUACAUAUAGCCUGUAAAUGUUGGGCUGCAUUUAGUUCUAACUGUAUUAUGUAAAAAGCCUGGAAAAUAUGUAACAUUUAAAAUUUAUAUUAAAAAAAAAGAAAAAAAAGAAGGAUACUUAAUAAAUUGUAUUAUGUUUA